Saccharomycopsis crataegensis is the source of this 477-nucleotide messenger RNA. RefSeq lists its product as uncharacterized. Gene Ontology annotation, biological process: negative regulation of transcription by RNA polymerase II; rRNA processing. Gene Ontology annotation, molecular function: DNA binding. Gene Ontology annotation, cellular component: nucleolus. The transcript has 2 exons. The coding region runs from base 1 to 477 and encodes 158 amino acids. NCBI's taxonomy places the organism in Eukaryota, Fungi, Ascomycota, Saccharomycetes, Ascoideales, Saccharomycopsidaceae. The record is from RefSeq and is a predicted model, not a curated record.
AUGGUUAGCUUUUCUUGUGAGGUUUGCAAUGACACUAUAGUUAAGAAGAAGCUCGAUCAACACAAGUCAAGAUGUCGUGGGGCCUACUUCACCUGUAUUGAUUGUUCGACCACUUUUGAAGGAAACGACCAUAAGAGCCAUACCUCGUGUAUUACCGAGGAUGAGAAGUAUCAGAAGGCAUUAUACAAAGGAAAAAAAUCCAAUCGUAACAAUAACAACAACAACAACAACAACAACAACAAUGAUAAAAACACUGCCCCAGUCCAGACCACCUCUGCCCCAAAGAAAGACAGUCAACCAAAGAAAGAAAGUAAACCGGUCAAGAAAAGCCAAGGGAUCAGCAAAUACGUUAAGGAGGACGGGGAAUCCCUCUAUAAGGUGCUUAAAAGUAUGGAAAAGAACGAUAAAAAGAUCCUUCUCAAGCAGCUCAAAGUUACCAAGAGAGAGGAUGGGGCGUACACCAUUUUAUGUGAUUGA